Messenger RNA from Jaculus jaculus (lesser Egyptian jerboa), 780 nucleotides. RefSeq names its product programmed cell death protein 2-like. The coding region runs from base 1 to 780 and encodes 259 amino acids. The record is from RefSeq and is a predicted model, not a curated record. The transcript has 2 exons. Gene Ontology annotation, cellular component: cytoplasm; nucleus. NCBI's taxonomy places the organism in Eukaryota, Metazoa, Chordata, Mammalia, Rodentia, Dipodidae.
AUGCUAGCUUGCCUACGAGUUUUUAGGAAUCAGCUACCAAGGAAACAUGAGUUUUACUCUUAUGAUCCACCAUCUGAGACCUUUUCCUCAGAAACAGAAUCUGUGUGUCUCCAGCUUAAGUCUGGGGCUCAUCUCUGCAGGGUUUGUGGCUGUUUAGGACCUAACGCAUGCUCCAGGUGUCAGAACACAUAUUACUGCAGUAAGGAGCAUCAAACUCUAGACUGGAGUUUGGGACAUAAGCAGUUGUGUACAAAACCAGAUCAUUUGAACCACACAGUUCCAGACCACAACUUCCUUUUUCCAGAAUUUAAAAUUUUAACAGAAACAGAAAAUGAGAUUCUGCCUGAGGCUGUAGAAAAGGAAGAUGACUAUGAGGUUAUAGGAAGCAUGGAUGAAACACUUGAGGAAGAGUUGGAUUUUAUGGCAAAGCAGGAAUCCAGGGAAGAUUAUAUUUUCCAGAAGUUUAAAACUCAAAUAGCUCUUGAGCCAGAGCAGAUUCUCAGAUACGGAAGAGGUAUUAGGCCUAUCUGGAUUGCUGGUGAAAAUAUCCCUCAAGAAAAAGAUAUUCUAGUUUGUUGCUGUGGUUCCAAGAGAAUAUUUGAAUUCCAGGUCAUGCCACAGCUGCUAAAUUACCUGAAGGCAGACAGACUGGGCAAGAGUGUAGACUGGGGUGUCUUGUCAGUCUUCACCUGUGCUGAGAGCUGUAGCCUGGGCACUGGCUACACAGAAGAAUUUGUGUGGAAGCAGGACAUAAGACACAUCUUGAAGACAGCUUUUUAA